Messenger RNA from Glossina fuscipes, 3856 nucleotides. RefSeq names its product hypoxia up-regulated protein 1 (gene Grp170). The record is from RefSeq and is a predicted model, not a curated record. NCBI's taxonomy places the organism in Eukaryota, Metazoa, Arthropoda, Insecta, Diptera, Glossinidae. Gene Ontology annotation, biological process: negative regulation of hypoxia-induced intrinsic apoptotic signaling pathway; cellular response to hypoxia; endoplasmic reticulum unfolded protein response. The transcript is spliced from 3 exons. Gene Ontology annotation, molecular function: ATP binding; ATP-dependent protein folding chaperone. Gene Ontology annotation, cellular component: endoplasmic reticulum chaperone complex. The coding region runs from base 171 to 2981 and encodes 936 amino acids.
GUCAGUUGAAUUGCUGGCAAGAUUUUUUUCUCUUUUCACAGCAUUUCUUUAUUCUAGAAACAUUAAUUGAUGCUGGAAUUACAGAAAAAUUAUUAAAUAAAGAAAACGUAUUUAAAAAAAUAUAAAAAACUUAUUUAAAAACAAGAAGGCAUUUAUUAGUUACUACAAAAAUGAUGAUAAAUAAAAAACAUCGAGCUUCAAGUUGGUGGUCUUUAUUAGUGGUAGUAAGUUUGUGUAUCGUGCUAUCUACAUAUAUUUGCGAAGUUCAAGCAGCUGCUGUGAUGUCCGUUGAUCUGGGCUCUGAAUGGAUGAAGGUUGGCGUUGUCUCGCCUGGAGUGCCCAUGGAGAUCGCCUUAAAUCGUGAAUCGAAACGUAAAACGCCAGCUACUCUAGCGUUUCGUGACGAAGUCCGUACAUUCGGUGAGGAUGCUCUUAGCGUCGGUAUACGAGAUCCAUCAUCAGCUUAUGGUUAUCUAAUAGAUUUACUUGGCAAAACUAUUGAUAAUCCUAUAGUUGAUUUGUAUAGAAAACGCUUUCCUUAUUAUGAAAUUAUUGGUGAUCCCGAACGUAAUACGGUUAUCUUCAAGAAAAACGAUAAAGAACAAUUUCUAGUAGAGGAGCUGGUGGCACAAAUUUUAAUGAAAGCUAAAGAAUUCGCCCAAGAGUCUACUCAUCAACCUGUAACUGAGGCGGUGCUUACAGUACCAGGAUAUUUCGGUCAGGCCGAACGUGAAGCGUUACUUGCAGCCGCCCAAUUAGCAAAUAUUAAGGUAUUGCAAUUAAUUAACGACUAUACGGCAGUCGCCUUAAAUUAUGGUGUAUUCCAUCCAUCUGGCAUCAAUGAGACAGCGCAGUAUUAUAUAUUCUACAAUAUGGGUGCCAGUUCCACUUCGGCUGCUGUGAUCAGUUAUCAAUUAGUAAAAGAUAAACAUACUAAAGAGAGCCAUCCGGUUGUGGAAGUAUUAGGUGUGGGGUAUGAUCGCACUUUGGGCGGCCUGGAGAUUCAAUUGCGGUUACGAGAUUAUCUAGCUGACGAAUUUAAUGCUAUGCGUAAAACUAGCACGGAUGUAAAAACUUCUCCCAGAGCUUUAGCUAAACUCUUCAAAGAGGCUGGACGCGUCAAAAAUGUUUUAUCUGCCAAUAUGGAUCAUUACGCGCAAAUUGAGAACGUCUUAGAAGAUCAAGAUUUCAAACUGCAAAUUUCACGCGAAAAAUUAGAAGAGCUAUGUGCGGACUUGUGGCCACGCAUAAUUAAACCUUUGGAACAGGCUUUAGCUCAUUCCGGCCUUUCGUUAAAUAUAAUUUCUCAAGUCAUUAUUUUCGGAGGCAGUACUCGGGUACCCAAAGUUCAAGAGACCAUUAAACAGUUCAUUAAAGAAGACUUAGGCAAAAGCUUAAAUGCCGACGAAGCAGCGGCUAUAGGUGCUGUGUAUAAGGCAGCUGAUUUAGCUACUGGCUUUAAAGUGAAAAAAUUCAUAGUCAAAGAUGCUGCCGUCUUACCCAUACAUGUGGCUUUUGAGCGUGAAACGGGGAAUGGGGCGGAAAUAAAACAUGUGAAGCGAGUUCUUUUCGGCCUUAUGAAUUCCUAUCCGCAGAAAAAGGUUAUUACCUUUAACAAACACACAUCAGACUUUAAGUUUCACGUAUGCUAUGGUGAUUUAACUCAUUUAUCAUCAGAAGAACGUUUAUUCGUAGGAGCUACGAAUAUCUCUCUGGUGGAAUUGGAGAAAAUCAAAGACUUACUGGAAAAGAUGUCUAAUGAGUCCGUAGAAGCGAAAGGCAUUAAAGCCUAUUUUGCGUUGGAUGAUUCAGGCAUUUUCCGUUGUACUGGGGUAGAAUAUGUAUACGACAAACAGAAAAUAGAAGAGGACGAGGGCACUUUGGCAAAAUUGGGCAAUACCAUAAGCAAACUUUUUUCAAAAGAUUCGAAAGAAGAAGAGAAAAAAGCCGAAGACUUUAAAGAAGAAGUAGGCGAGGAUGAAAAGAUUAAAGAAGAGAAGAGUGAAGAAAAAGUCAACAUGGAGAAUGAAGAUAAACAGAAUAAAACAACAGCAGAGAAAAAUUUAGACGAGAAAGAAAACAACAAAAAGAAUGAAACUGUAAAGAUUGUCACUAUCAAAGAACCUGUGCAGCAUAAGGUAACUUUUCAAUUUACGCCACCUUUAACAGGAAAGUCUUACGAACUGUCUUUGGAGAAACUGAACGCCAUUAACAAAGCGGAAACUAUGCGAAGUCGUUUAGAGUCCUCAUUCAAUGCUCUUGAGUCUCACAUUAUUGAUAUUCAACAAAAGUUAGAGGAAAAGGAAUACGCCAGCUGCGUAACAUCGGAAGAGAAGCAAAAAAUUCUAUCAGAAUGUUCCGCUAUCUCUGAUUGGCUUUACGACGAUUCGGAUAAAACUACCCAUGACAUGUACGAAACGAAAUUAAAUGAUUUGAAAACGUUAACUAAUGUAUUUAUGGCACGUCACUGGGAGCACGAGGAAAGACCUGAAGCCGUAAAAGCUCUUGAAAAUAUGAUUGACGGAGCUCAGCAAUUUUUGGAAAAUGCAAAAAAUCUAACUAAGGACGCAAAUCCUGAACGUGAUGUAUUCACACAAAUUGAAAUUGAUACUCUUUCGCGUAUAAUAGAUGACACUGUGACCUGGAAAAAUGCGGAAGUUGAGGCCCAAAACAAACUUCAACGUCACGAGAAGGUACGUUUAACAGUCAAGGACAUAACCGAUCAUAUGGGAUCUUUAGAUCGGGAAGUCAAAUACAUGGUGAAUAAAAUCAAAAUUUGGAAGCCAAAACCAAAACCUACCACUAAGAGCGAUAAGAAAACGAAUAAAAGAAAUGAAGAAAUGGAGACAGACGAGACGGGAUCAGGUUUUGGUAAUGAAACUCAAUCGGAUGAUGAUUUAUCCAGUCAACAAUCGCCUGACGAGGACAUCAAAGUGAAUAGCACAGAACAAAGCACCACAACACCACGCACAGAACUCUAAGGGAGCAAAGUAAAAAGAUAAAAGACUGCGUUUAAUUAAUAAAUAUCCCGAAGUAGAAAAUACCAUUUAAAAAAGAAAAGAAAUUCCUAUGAUCUGAUUAUUAUGCUUCUAAUUAGUUCUUUUUUUUUUUUUUUUUUUUUCUUUGGAUCUUGACUUAAGAUACGGCCGUGAUACCUAGAGCCGAUAUGUUAAAUGUAUUUGAAGAUUGUUGAGUUGUUGAAAGUGAUGAAAAAAAAAAAAAAAGUUUUGCAAAUUUUGGCUGGAAACAAAAAAGGAAUGUUAUAGAGAUAAAAUAUGAUUGAACGUAAAAAAGAAAGUUUAUCAUGAAUUAAAAAGAUAAAUUCGCUUUUCUAAUAAAGCAAGUUAGUUCCUCGGGCUGACUUACAUUUUUUUCCUACAAAGAGUUCGAGGAGACCAUCAUGUAACUUAAAGAAGCUGUAAUGGACACCGGCACUGCAGCAUUAAAAAAUAAAAUAAAAAAAUAAAAAUAAAAAGUAGUUUUUGUCAGGGGAAAAAACAGAAAAUUAAGUUUUCCUGGGUAGAGAAAAGGAAAAUUUUUGGGCAAUUGACGUUUGAAGAGUGAGUUAUAUACAUAUUUCUGUUAAAAUAUUGAAUUCGAAAAAUUGUGAAUAAAUACGAACAAAGGAAACUUCUAAAAGCGUAUUAUUUGAAUUGAAUCGUUUGAAAAUUUCCAAGGAAAAAAUCCUUUACAUAAAAGAAUUAUUGACUGCAGUAGUGUUGAAGUGAUGAAUUAUUAUUAACGAACAUCGAUGUCAAAUUUUCACUAUGGAAAACUAAAUGAUUCAAAUCGUUCUGCCUAUAAAAAACUGAAAAAAUAACAAAACGAGAUAUUAUUUAUUUAAAAAAAGAAAAAA